AUGCAUUUAAACCCACUCAGCCUGCAUCAUGUUCCUGGCCUCUUCAACAUCGAGACUCUUAAUCUGGACAUCUCUUACCUCGCCAUGGCAUCUCGAUCAACGGCGAAAGCCAAUCUCGACCACCUCCCAACCGAGAUCCUUGAACGGAUUAUUUUCUCCAUCACAGACCUCCGAUCAAUCUAUCACCUCGUCGUGGCUAGCCCCGCCGCGUCUCGCGUCUUUGAGUCCUCAGAAGUAGGACCGAAAGCUCUCGACCAUGUACUCACCGGGUCCAUGUCACCCCACGUGGUCGAGCUGGUCCGCCUUGUCGGCCUAAUCCGCACCGCAACCCCAGAACGCCCACCGACAUCAUCGCUUUCAGAUUUUGUCGAGAAGUACACCAAAUGCCAAGACGGCUCGGCCUCGUCUAUCGCCUCAGCCGCACCGAACCUCGCGAGCUCGCUUCGUGGCCAAUCUCCUCAGCUCGUCCGGGGCAUGCUCUUGACUGCGCGACGCAUCUGCUGCCUAGCAUGGGCCUGUCUCGAAUACUACCGCAGCCGAUGGUCGUCCGUCACACCGGCUCACCUCGAAGGCCCGUUUGCUUGGGGCGCUGGUCGUGAAAAGCCUUGGCGCCAGAAUCCUCCCGGGAAGACGUACGAACUACAGCCCAUCGGACCAUCUUGCUGGAUGGAGGAGCAACGCGUGAUGCGCGGGUUUUGGAGAUUGCAGCUGCUGUUCGACCUGAACAUCGCGGCCUCCGAAGGUCGCUUGGGCUGGACUUCGGAGAACGGUCAAGGCGAGAUUACCUCUGACGUCCUCUUUGAGGGCUGGACUUGGCAGAAGGAGGAGUUUCUUACUGUCGUGGACUUUGUCGAACAUGUCCAAGGCGGCCCAAUUCUUUCACAAGGCUCUCGGCGUCUUCCGGCCCCUCCUUCAGACUACGAUUCCGCAAAGGAGUGGCAAGACCCAGUCUCGCCGGGAGUGGAAGACCCUAGAUGGUCACGAGAGGAGGAAUCAAAGCUCCAACCACCAUGUUGGACGUUUUACGUGGUCAGGCUCUUGAAGAAUCCGUACUCGCCCGUCCGUGGGGUUCCGUUCUGGCCGUACCGUCAGCUGGGACUGGCUAUUUGGGAACAAGACAAGCUAGAAGCCUUGGAACUAUCGUAUACGCCAUAUGCUUCCAAGGGCGGUAAGCAAUCGCCAUCAUCAGGCGACCAAGUUUUCACCUGGAGAAGUCUCCUAAGCCCGGAGCUCAUUGCCGAAUUACAGAUGGCCAUGGAAGAGGACUGUCAGAAAAACGGAUUUCGGUUCAACCGCGGAAAUCCGGACAUGUGA
This is a messenger RNA of Colletotrichum karsti, 1314 nucleotides long. RefSeq lists its product as uncharacterized. Bases 1 to 1314 code for a protein of 437 amino acids. The transcript has a single exon. The record is from RefSeq and is a predicted model, not a curated record. Lineage: Eukaryota; Fungi; Ascomycota; Sordariomycetes; Glomerellales; Glomerellaceae.